AUGGUGGAUCCGGAUUACAAUGCGACUGUUCCCACCAACGUCGUGCUGCAUACCAUGGUCGGCAACCUGUCGUCGGGCAGCACCGCGGGUCACCCAGCAGCACUCACGACCCUGACGUCUGCGGAUGAGGCUCUUGCCGCCUAUAUUGGUCCCCAGCCUCCACCAGGCAAGCCCAGCCACAACUACACGCUCAUGCUCUUCGAGCAACCCCACAACUUCAGCAUCCCGCCCGCCUUCCAAUCAUUCUUGCCAUUGAAUCUCAGCAAUGUCUACACCAGAGUCAACUUCCCACUGGUCGACUUCGUCCGGCAGACUGGCCUUGGCUCUCCUGUUGCUGCCACCUAUUUCCGUUUGGACCUCAAUGCUACUACGACGCCAUCACCGACCAACACCACCGUCUCCCCAUCUGUGAGCCCCGUGAGCCCCACCUCGCGCGCUUCAGGGCUUUGCAUGUCACACUGGAAGAUCAUUAUACCCGGCGUUCUGUGCGCCGCUGUUUGGUUGAUUUAA
Messenger RNA from Amorphotheca resinae ATCC 22711, 510 nucleotides. RefSeq lists its product as hypothetical. NCBI's taxonomy places the organism in Eukaryota, Fungi, Ascomycota, Leotiomycetes, Helotiales, Amorphothecaceae. Bases 1 to 510 code for a protein of 169 amino acids. The record is from RefSeq and is a predicted model, not a curated record. The transcript has a single exon.